Messenger RNA from Perkinsus marinus ATCC 50983, 972 nucleotides. RefSeq lists its product as hypothetical. The transcript has 2 exons. The record is from RefSeq and is a predicted model, not a curated record. Bases 1 to 972 code for a protein of 323 amino acids. Gene Ontology annotation, molecular function: zinc ion binding; nucleic acid binding. Lineage: Eukaryota; Perkinsozoa; Perkinsida; Perkinsidae.
AUGACUGUCACUGCAACUCGCUCCGAUACUCCACAGGAAGAUUCUGGAGGCAUCCCUCGCUUCCUAGGGGUGGUGGACGACAUCAUGGAGGUAUGCGAUGGAUCCAGCAUGGCGUCCGGUAAAAGGAAAGAAGUCAAGGCCCUGCUGGACAAGCUACAUAGGAUCUAUACGGCUGCUCAGGAGGAUCUGACGGGUGGACAGAAAAAGCUGAUUGAUCUGCUUGAGGCUCACACUAAGGUUAAGGAUGAACUUGCUCAGGAGAGGAUACGUGGAGGAUCUCGUGGCAGUGCUUUGAUUUGGGUAACUGGUGGAGACAUCGGGUCUGAUGACAAGAGCUCCGAGAAACGCAUUGCGGUCAGCGAUCGAAUUGCACAGAAGGCGAAGGCCACAAUCCGUGAUAAUUUCUUUGCUAAGGACGGCAGAUUAGGCAUUCGGGUGUCACAUGACGAUCAGGAUGUGGUGAGGCAAGCGGCUAGAUCACUCGGGUAUGAGGCUAAGGUCCUCAAUCCUAUCGAGCCGGAACUUUUCGCUAGGGAUGUGGGCAACGUCUCUGAUGACUCACUGAAGGAAGCCAUUGGAGAAGCGUGUCUCACAGCUCAUAGGAAGGGAUUGAAUGCCUUCGUUCGGGUCAAGAAAGAGUCGGCUGUGUCACUCAUCAAGGAGGGUGUAAAGGUUGGAUGGCGUUUGCUACGUGUAGAGGAGAAGCACAGGAAGAGGAUGUGUUUCAAGUGCUGUGCCAUCGGGAAAGAAGCCCACAAAGCUAACGAGUGCAAUAUGGUGGCUAAGUGCUACAAAUGCGCUCGAGAGGGGCAUGAAGGUGGCAAUUGCCCGGGUGGAAUAGCCAAGUGCGCCAACUGUAGAGAAGAGCACAGAGCAAUUGAUCACAAAGUCUGCCCUGUGGCGCUCAGGCAGUCGGGCCUGGGGUGGGGGACGUGGGCCCUCGGUAGUAGCGCUGGCCUCCGAGGGAGGUAG